UAUUUAUGUGGUUUAAGCAGAUCGGAGCGUGGAGGAGGAGGACUUCCCAUAAUGGGCGUUUCUUUCCAUAAGUUCUCUGAAAGGUGUGGCUGCUUGUGCUCACUGUGUGAAAACAUCUAUUCUGCCGUCAGAUCUGUUCAUUUGGGUUGAAACCCUUUUUCUCCAACUGUAAACAUGUCUGUUUGGGAUGACCUGGACCUGCUGUUAGAUUCCCCCUCCGCUUCCUCUUUGCCUUCAGUCACUUCCACAUCUAACACAAGAGGAAGUGUGAAGGACAAGCCAAAUUUCAAAGUGGAAGAAGAUGUUGCUGCUCUAAGAAAAGCCAUAGAGGGCAUUGGCACCACAGAGCAGACACUGAUUGACAUUCUGACCCAAAGAAGUAGUGCUCAGCGUCAGCAGAUCGCAACGGCUUAUGAGAAAACAACAAAAAGGACACUUAUUUCUGACCUGAAGGGUGACACUCAUGGAGACUUUGAGGAGGUGUUAGUUGCUUUGGUAACACCUCCUGCAGCCUUUGACUGUCACGAAGUAUUGAAAGCCACUAAGGGUGCAGGGACAAACGAACGUACUCUGACUGAAAUCUUUGCUUCGAGAUCCAACCAACAGAUCAAGGCCAUGUCUGAGGUUUUCCUGAAAGAGAGUGGCAAACCUCUGAUUGAUCUUCUGAAGUCUGAGGUUUCUGGAGAUUACGGCAAAGCUCUGCUCAUCUUGGCUGAGGGAAAGAGAGAUGAGAGCACCAAUGUGGACGUUGCCAAAGCUAAGGCAGAUGCUAAGGCAUUGUAUGAAGCAGGAGAGAAGAAGUGGGGCACUGAUGAGGCCAAGUUCAUCGACAUCCUCUGCCACAGGAGUUUUCCUCAUCUUCGACAAGUGAUUGUUGAGUACAAGAAUAUCAGCAAGAAGAGUCUGCAGGAGGCAAUUGAGGGUGAGAUGUCUGGAAACCUGGAGAAACUCUUAGUGGCCAUAGUGAAGUGUGCGAUCAAUGUUCCCGUUUACUUUGCUGAGAGGCUUUUCAAGAGCAUGAAGGGUGUAGGAACCACAGAGUCCAUCCUGACCAGGAUACUGGUCAGCCGCUGUGAGGUUGAUCUAUUGGACAUCAGAGCUGAAUACAAGAAGCUGUACGGUGUCUCUCUCUACUCCCAGCUGGAGUCUGAAGUAUCAGGUGAUUAUGGUAAAACCCUGAAGCAGCUGUGUGGCCAGGAUGGCUGAAGCCUGAAAACAAGUGCUGUGAAGGAACGAGUGGAGUAGAAGGGAAGACCUAGUCGGCUCCAGAUGCAUUAUGGCUGAUUUUAAGUGAAUGUUGUACUUUAGAAUUUACUGUCCAUUUACUUAAGACACUUUGUAUGCAUACUGCAUGUAGGCACUGUUGUCAGUGAUGUAUUAACUCCAUUUUUACUUGUUCUAGGUCACAAUAGCACAAUAGAAAAUAGUUUCAUUUAACAGAAAUACAAGUAUACUUUUGAUCAGAGUGAAAACCAAACAUUUAUACAAAAAGAUUGUUUAUUUAACCGUUUUGUUUAUAUUGCUAUAGCCCACUCCGACACAAGUCAUCAGAACUUUCUCUCCACCCUUUCGCUCGUCUUCUGAUGGCUUCUGGACCUUAAUCUUGAACAUGACCUGGAAGAAAUCUCUGAUGUGUCUCAGGAACUCGAUUCUGUAGAGGGACAGAGGUGGUUUCAUUUAAAAAAUGGCUUCAUUAAACGGUCAGUAAAUAAAGCACAGAGCUGGGCCAGUGGAGGUUAAAGUCAGCUUUCUUUACUCUGGUGCCCAUUAUUCAUGUUAAAAAACAACUUUUGUGCACGUCUGAGAUUUCCACAUUACCUGAGAUGAGUGUUUUGUGAUGGCACUGCCAAUCUUCAGUUAUCAUAGUACUGUACUUGACAGGGACACAGCACCGGUACCAUGAUAGCUGAAAAUGGACAGCUCGUUCCUUUUAACAAACACUAAUAAAAGUUCAUCCACAUUUCUUUACAGUGCAGUUCUCCUUUAAAUAUAAUCAUUUACUAAAACACACAUCAAUGAAAACGCAAACGAGUGUCCAGCUGGCUGUUUCCUCCUAGCCGUUAAUGUAAGGACUAAUAAAUAAAAACAUGUGGAACAGA
This is a messenger RNA of Nothobranchius furzeri (turquoise killifish), 2099 nucleotides long. RefSeq names its product annexin A3b (gene anxa3b). The record is from RefSeq and is a predicted model, not a curated record. Gene Ontology annotation, cellular component: cytoplasm. Gene Ontology annotation, molecular function: calcium ion binding; phospholipase inhibitor activity; calcium-dependent phospholipid binding. NCBI's taxonomy places the organism in Eukaryota, Metazoa, Chordata, Actinopteri, Cyprinodontiformes, Nothobranchiidae.